UAGCCUGUAAAAGCGCGGUGUGUGGGUCACACCCACUCUCCAUGUACCCAAUAAUUGUACCAUUUUGUAGGUCUCUAAACCGAGAAAGUUCACUCCCAACGUUUCCUAUUAAGAUUUAGUUUGAUCUUCUUGUGUUUGUGUUGUUGAGGUUCCAGGUUUGAUUUUGGAUCAGCUUUUUGUCUGAUGAUUUCUGAAAAAAAUGUGGCGAACGCCGUCGGUGGCAAGACGGCCAGGGCCUGUGAUAGCUGCAUACGGAAGCGUGCUCGAUUUUACUGUGCUGCCGAUGAUGCCUUCUUGUGCCAGGCGUGCGACAUGUCGGUGCACUCGGCCAACCCUCUGGCUCGUAGGCAUGAAAGGGUUCGCCUUAAAACAGCCUCUCUCAAACUCCCGGGGGCGGAUUCACUGGAGAACUCUAUGCCCUCAUGGCACCAGGGUUUCACUCGAAAGGCUCGGACACCGAGACAUGGAAAGCCUGCAGCACAUCCAGCUUUUAAAUCAGAUGAACUCACGCGAAACCCCCUUCCGUUCGUACCGGAGAUCGGAGCCGAUGAAACGUCGUACGAUGACAACGAAGAGCAGCUUCUUUAUAGGGUUCCGAUAUUUGAUCCAUUUGUUGCGGAGCUCUGCGCGUCAACAAAUUCGAAUGAAGCUGUAACAACAGUUGCUAACGAUACAGAAACUGCAGAUGUCACUAGAAGCGAAACGAAAGCCUUGGUAGCUGGCCGUGGUCAUGAUGUGGAUUCUUUACAUGGAUUUCUUCCAUCAGACAUGGAUCUUGCAGAAUUUGCAGCUGAUGUAGAAAGCUUAUUGGGUAAGGGCCUUGACAAUGAAUCUUUUGGCAUGGAAGGUUUGGGGCUAAUAGAUUGUAAAGAGAAGGAGUCGGUGGAGUAUUCUUUACACAGUGGAAGAGUGAAGCUUGAAGAGGAAGAAGACAUAGGAGGUGUAAUGGCCUGCCAAGCCGAUGCAGAGAUCGACAUGACAAGAGAGCCCUUUGAGUUGAACUUCGACUACGGGUCUGCAGCAACAUGCGAAGAGGAAGAGGAGAAAGUGGCAGUGGGAGCAAUGGACAUGAAUAAUAAAGUAGAUGAUCCAAAGAAGAAAAAUAAGAUAUUAUUGAGGCUUGAUUAUGAGGCAAUCAUUACAGCCUGGGCCAGCCAAGGGUCUCCAUGGACCAACGGCCAUCGCCCAGAACUCGACCCCGAUGACUGCUGGCCUGACUGCUUGGGCACUUGUGGAAUACAAGUCCAUCAUCCAUAUGGAGAGUUUGGUGGAAUGGGAGAACAACAGGCAGCAAUGGGAGAUGGAGGUAGAGAGGCAAGAGUGUCCAGAUACAGAGAAAAACGGCGAACAAGACUCUUCUCCAAGAAAAUAAGAUAUGAGGUUCGGAAACUGAACGCAGAGAAGAGACCCAGAAUGAAGGGUAGGUUCGUGAAGAGGGCGUCCUUUGGAGGACCCGCAGCUUUUCCUUUGCUCAACAAAUAACUGUCAACCGCCCAGUUUGCUUUGUUUAUUUACCAGUAAACUUGGAUGUGUUAGUUAGGCCUUCAACGGCACCGUCUUCAAUCCAACAGUUGAUGAGUAUAAGCUGAAAAGCUUUUGUCACAUAUUGUUAAAUUAUAUAUAUAUUCCCCGUAAUCAAACCUUAGCUUAAAGGCUUUGUUUAAGGAAUCCUCGGAUGAUCCCAUGAGUUUGCCAGCGAAUUUGACCGUGCAGAAGAAGAAGAAGCCAUAGAUGCCAUGCUUCUAUGGCAGGAAAUGACGUUGGGGCAUGGAAAGGAACUACAAGCCAAGUGGAGCAGAAUAUUUUGCGGUAGAGUCCAGGGACCAAUCUCAAUUUUCCAUAAUCCAGUGGGCUCCACUGACAAUACGGGAAUCUAAUCUCUAUCAAUGAUCAUGGCAAUUUUGACAUUUUAGCAAAUUAUUAGAAUUGAAACUUAUUCGAUGGGAACAUAAAGUUUGAAAAGUGGGAUGACGGAUGGCAAUUGGCACCCUGUAUGCUAUUUACCAUUUCCUGUUUCUAUAUAUGUGGCAGCAUAUGAUUUUUCCUAAGCAAAGAUGCGAUUUAAUGAUUUAUGCCCAGGCCCCAUAAUAUUUUUGGAAAUAAUAAAGGGGAAGUUGCUUUUCAUUUCGAUAA
Molecule: messenger RNA, 2133 nt
Organism: Vitis riparia (riverbank grape)
Lineage: Eukaryota; Viridiplantae; Streptophyta; Magnoliopsida; Vitales; Vitaceae
Product: zinc finger protein CONSTANS-LIKE 16-like
Exons: 2
Coding region: 184-1482 (432 amino acids)
Biological process (GO): regulation of DNA-templated transcription
Cellular component (GO): nucleus
Molecular function (GO): zinc ion binding; protein binding
Source: RefSeq, a predicted model, not a curated record